Ectocarpus siliculosus is the source of this 1119-nucleotide messenger RNA. Lineage: Eukaryota; Phaeophyceae; Ectocarpales; Ectocarpaceae. The record is from the annotation of a GenBank genome assembly.
AUGACUCAACAGAGACCGCCAAACGCCGUUCGCAAGCCGUCCCAGCCUUUUUCAUGCCACAGAGGCAUCGACGCCGGAGCGCGCUACUACGCCGUGGAUAUCGAGAUGGUCACGAUCGAAGGACCUGAAGAUCUUCCGGCCAGGCGAGCAAUGGUCUCCGUUGGCGUCGUGGAUGAGCGACUGGAGACCUUGCUGUACGGGAGGGUCGCGGUGCCGAGAGGGUGCAAGGUCACUGACGGAGUGUUUGCCAGAAUGCAGGGGGGGUUAUUGGCUACAUGGGAAGAGGGGAUUCCUGCAUCUUGCGUCUCGGACUUCCUCACGCGGCACGUCGAGGAAGGUGGCGUCUUAGUGGGAUGGGAGCUUCACAGUGACCUCAAUGUCUUGGGCUUCGAGAAGGCCGCCAGUCAGAUAAGAAGCGGCGAGCGAGAGGUCCUUCCAACAGAGAGGGCUCCGAUCGACGGCGGCAGUCUUUCUUUCAAGACUGCUCCUGGAAACGGCAGCAACACCAGCAGCAGCAGCACCGCCCGCUCUCGCGCUGUUGAGAGUCCAGAUGCAGCAGCAUGGCCAUGGGUAGGACGGCGAAGGAUGCGGGUAGUGGAGGUAACCGAUCUGUUCAGGACGAUGAAUGGGCUCAAGUGCACGCUCCAGGAGGCGUACGCUCAUUGCUUCGAUAGGAUGGAAGAGGGGGCUCACAACGCUGCGGCUGAUGCUCGUAUGACGAUGGAGCUCUUCAACCUGUGGAGGCGGGCCGGAGAGCCACGGGAGCCCCUGGGCCUCCCGCUGUCCUUUUUCCUUGUCAAUUUUCACUCGUUCAAGCCGAGCAGGAGUCGCCAAGCGUCACUGGGCAUGCUGCGUCCCGAAGGGGGUGGUGCGGGGGGGUUAGGCCGGGGGAUUCACGGUGCCCUCGAAAAGGACAGCGGGAGCAAUACUUACAAGCUCAAGUUCCGAAGCCGAGAAGGCAGAGAAGCUUACCUCCACUGCCUCGAGCGAAAGAUGUUAGCGGCCGGCCUGGCCUGGGAGGCGGCUCCAGAGUUCGUGUGUGGAAAGAAGGGAGCGCGGGACGGCUACCAGCUCUCCUGCGGGAGUUUCAAGAUGCAUGUGCUUGAACGCGAUCGCUGA